AUGGCCUCCUCCGCCGCCUCCCUGUCGCCGACCACUGCCGCGCUGCUACGCGCCUCGCCGAACUCUCGUCCUCACCACAACCACAAUCACAACCACAACCACAACCUCAGCUCCAGCCAGAAUCACCAGCAGAAUCAGCAGAGCUACAGCAGCCUCCAGCAGCGUCCGUCUCCUCUCCUGGCCUCGACCACUCCUCGCUCCUCGCCGCGGCAGACAGAGACCAGCCAGCUGCAGCAGCAUCAGCAUCCGGCAGACAGCGGCUCCUGCUCCUCGCCCGAGAUCGAGCAGCUGCGGACGACGUUCAAGCGGCAGACGGUAGAUGCGGGCACCCAGUACUCUCGCCCCUCGACCCCGUCUGAUACUGCUGCCGCCGGUGAGAGUUCACGUAUGCCGGGCACUGCUAUAGGGACCAAACGCACCCCUCCAGAUGCGACGAAAGUGAUUGCGGCCCCCGGACCUGCCAACAACAACAACAACAACAACAACAACAACGGCAGCAGCAGCAACAGCAAACAACGACAACUGCCACAGCAACAACAGCAACAGCAACAGGCACGCCAGCAGAACCAGCGCCGGCAGCAAUUGGACGAUGAUGACAGGCCGCCGGAAGGUUCGGCCUCCAAGAGGUUAAGGCCUGCCAAACCCCCGGUCAAGCUUCUCCCUCGACGUUAUGAAGCUGCAGACCCGCGGGACCUGGUAGUCCUGAUCUCAAGCAUGAUCAUGGAGCUCAUCCGCUUCAACGACCAGAUCCCGCUCCGGGACGGCAGGCUGACUCGGUUUCACUCCCGCUCUCCGCCCCGGAUAUCGGUCCAGGACUACCUGCAGCGUCUCACCACUCACGCAACGCUCUCGCCUCCCAUCCUGCUAAGCAUGGUGUACUACAUAGACCGUCUUUGCGCGCUGUACCCGGCCUUCACCAUCUCCAGCUUGACCGUCCACCGGUUCCUCAUCAGCAGUGCCACCGUCGCCAGCAAGGGGCUCAGUGACAGCUUUUGGACCAACAAGACAUACGCCCGAGUGGGAGGUAUCAGCGUGGAGGAACUGGCCCUCCUGGAGCUAGAGUUUCUCUGGCGGGUGGAAUGGCGUAUCGUCCCCCAGCCAGAGGUCCUUGUUGACUACUAUCUCAGCCUGGUCGAGCGUUGCGACGACUACGAGAUGCAACCAGAGCUUCCUCCGCCCAUCCCCCCGGCAGUCACGGCAGCCGGAGGUGCUCGUUCAAUCCGGGCUCCUGCUGCUGCUCCUCCUGCUGCUUCUGCACCUGUCCCGAGACCCGCACCAGCUGCUUCCUCUGCGCCAACCGACUCUCAACCCAAAUCCCACGUAAAACCUGAGCCUUCAACCACCACCACCACCACUACUGAAAAGACCGAACCAGUCUCGACGCAGAGCACGCCAUCUUCUUCCACAUAG
Molecule: messenger RNA, 1410 nt
Organism: Trichophyton rubrum CBS 118892
Lineage: Eukaryota; Fungi; Ascomycota; Eurotiomycetes; Onygenales; Arthrodermataceae
Exons: 2
Coding region: 1-1410 (469 amino acids)
Biological process (GO): regulation of cyclin-dependent protein serine/threonine kinase activity
Cellular component (GO): nucleus; cyclin-dependent protein kinase holoenzyme complex
Molecular function (GO): cyclin-dependent protein serine/threonine kinase regulator activity; protein kinase binding
Source: RefSeq, a predicted model, not a curated record